AUGUCUCGUUCAGUGGAUAACCGCAAGCAAAUCAGCAACGCCAUUUCGGCUUUGGAUAAGUCCAAGAAGCCUGAGCCUGAGAAGGGCGAUCUCUCUUUAUACGUUACCGAAGAAGGUGAAGAACUACGUACCACAGAACGUGCGGUGAAGCUGGUGCCUGCUCCGGCUACGUUUAAGCCGCUGGAUGCCGAUGUGUUUUUGCCCAAUGGCUUGCCUAACUGUGCGUUCUUGAAGGACCACUUUUUCAACGAGGGCAGACUCCAGCAUCACCAGGCGCUGAGGAUUCUACAUGCUGCUACGGAUCUUCUUAGUAGCGAACCAAACAUGUUGAGUGUGGCGGCGCCUGUGACGGUGUGUGGAGAUAUCCAUGGCCAGUAUUACGAUCUUAUGAAGCUCUUUGAAGUGGGCGGUGACCCAAAAAAUACCCGCUACUUGUUCUUGGGUGACUAUGUCGAUAGAGGCUCGUUUUCUAUUGAAUGCUUGCUUUACUUGUAUGCGCUCAAGUUGACUUACCCAGAUACCAUGUGGAUGCUUAGAGGUAAUCACGAGUGUAAGCACUUGACUGAUUAUUUCACAUUCAAGUCGGAGUGUUUGCACAAGUACUCCGAGGAGAUUUAUGAGGAGUGUUUGGCUUCGUUCAACGCUUUGCCGCUUGCUGCUAUCAUGAACAAACAGUUCUUCUGUGUUCACGGUGGUAUUUCGCCAGAACUUAAGCUGUUGGACGAUUUGGCUCGUUUGGAUAGAUUCAGAGAACCUCCUACCCGUGGUCUCAUGUGUGACUUGCUUUGGGCCGACCCAAUUGAAGAUUACGACGAAGACAAUAUCGAUCAGACGUUUAUGCGUAACACCGUCAGAGGAUGUUCGUAUGCUUUCACUUACAAAGCAAGUUGUCAAUUUUUAGAACGCACUGGCCUUCUUUCCAUUAUUCGUGCUCACGAAGCCCAAGAUGCCGGCUACAGAAUGUACAAGAGAACAAAGACAAUGGGGUUCCCAUCUUUAUUAACCAUGUUCAGUGCGCCUAAUUACUUGGAUACUUAUAAUAAUAAGGCUGCUGUGCUCAAGUAUGAGAACAACGUUAUGAACAUUCGUCAAUUCAACUCGUCUCCUCAUCCAUACUGGUUGCCUCACUUUAUGGACGUUUUCACCUGGUCUCUUCCGUUUGUUGGUGAAAAGAUCACCGAUAUGUUGGUGUCUAUCUUGAACAUUUGUACCGAAGAAGAGCUCGAGGAAUCCACUCCACUCGACGAAUUGGCUCAGGAAUCGCCUAUCAAAGCCACCGGUGGCCAACUUCCACAAACUGCCAAUGUACCUAUCAAGACAAACGACAGCUUGGAAGAAAAGAGACAGGCUUUGCGUAACAAGGUACUUGCCAUUGGACGUGUUGCCAGAAUGUACCAGGUUUUGCGUGAAGAGGCCGAGAAUGUUGCUCACUUGAAGAGUUUGAACGAGGGAACCUUACCAAAGGGUUCUUUAUCGCACGGUCGUGAAGGAUUAGAGCAAACCAUCUCUGACUUCGAACAAGCCAGAAAGGCUGAUUUGGUUAACGAGAAGUUGCCUCCUACAAGAGAAGAAAUGAAGCAAAUGGAAGAAGAGAGACAAGCCAAGAUCAAGAAAAAUAUCGAAACUUCCAGUUCAUCGUCGCCAGUCUUCCAGAGACUCAUGAGAAAGCUCUCUGGCUAA
Candidozyma haemuli is the source of this 1680-nucleotide messenger RNA. RefSeq names its product calcineurin catalytic subunit A (gene CMP1). Gene Ontology annotation, molecular function: calmodulin binding; calmodulin-dependent protein phosphatase activity. Gene Ontology annotation, biological process: calcineurin-mediated signaling; fungal-type cell wall organization. The record is from RefSeq and is a predicted model, not a curated record. Gene Ontology annotation, cellular component: cytoplasm; calcineurin complex. The transcript has a single exon. The coding region runs from base 1 to 1680 and encodes 559 amino acids. NCBI's taxonomy places the organism in Eukaryota, Fungi, Ascomycota, Pichiomycetes, Serinales, Metschnikowiaceae.